AUGGAAACUUUAUUCAAUUUGUUACGAAUACGACAUAAUCCUCAGCCAGAAACGGCAUUUAUACCGGCGCAAAGUCUCGUUCCGACUAAUACAUGCAAGAAGUCACUUAUAGCUUGUCUAUUACUUAUUCAACUUUACACUGUUUGCAGUUUUAUAAUCUGGAAAUGGUGGGACUUCUUGAGGAACCACCUUUUCCUCUUUGGAUUUGCGAUAAGCUUCACCUAUGCUGUUGAGAUUCGUAUUUUGUUUAGCAAGCACGUAACGCCUGACAUUCUUGCAAGACUCUUGGUUACCGGUUACUUGUCAACAUAUGUUGCUCUAGUUAUUAUGAAAUCUGAAAAAGAAUAUCCAACUAUGGGGCAAAGUGGUAUAUUCUUGAUUUGCAUAUUCAGGCCAUAUAUUACGAGUAAAAAGCCGCUAUGGUUUGAACGAAUUUUUUAUUUCGCCUUCGAUUUGAUAUUGCUGUUUGUAAUUAUUUGGGCUAUCGAUCGACAAGGAGGAAGAGUCGAUAUGAUGGCAUAUAAUAAGAAAAUUAUACGUGAAACUGUUCAGGCUCUAAGCCAUGAGCUUAGAACACCAAUUCAUGGAAUUCUUGCCAGCGCUGAAUUUCUUGAAAGUUCUACGUUAAGUGACUUUCAAAGAACAUUGAUUGAUACCGUUCAAAGUUCUGGGUGCAAUUGGAUACAAAUAAUUGAUCGAGUUUUAGCCUCUCUGGAUAUGGAAUCACAGGGUGUGUCACGGGCCCUAUCUUUCAAUUUGUACCGAGCUAUGGACGAGAUAUGUGCUGGAAUGGCCGUACUCUUCGAAAAGAAAAAUAUUGAUAUAUUUCUACAUUACAAAGUGCCUUGGUCAUCGUCUGUGCUUGAGGGUGAUGUUGGAAUAAUAAAACAAAUUAUUUUAAGUCUUUUUGGUUUCAUGGACAGCGCCACUUCACAUGAAACGAUUGUCUUUAUUGUUGAUUCGAAAGAAAGCGAAAAAGGACAUCUUAAUGUUUUAUUUGACAUCCAAGCAUAUGGCGAAGUUGCGGAAGUGAAUUUAAACGAUGAUACAGCGACCUCGUUGAGUUCCGCACAAGAUCGAAAAAAUAUAGAUUUCACAAGAGGCCUUAUUGAAAUGAUUGGCGGAAAAUUGUGUAUCGAGCAGAAACAGCGCACGGAGGGGGGACAACAAAUAGUUCCGGUUCUUCGAUUCAAGGUUUCGAUAAAAUUACCAAUUAGCGAAGACGAAGUCGAAAUGACCAAUCAGGAUAGACUAAUGCCUUCCAAAUAUUUAACUAAAAAAUUGCCCGAAGACAUAGAUUUGUGUUCGAUCCUGAGAAUAGGUGUUCUCAUCGACUCACUAUUUCCAGAAGCUUUAAAUAUCCAAAAGAUACUUCAGCAAGAUUUCAGUCUUUCGUCAAUUAUAAUUUCUUCGUUAGAAGAAAUUAAAAUCGACGAAAACAAGAAAGACUCUAUUAAUACAAUAAUCAUUGAUACUAGCCUUUUUUCGCGGGAACAACUCAUGAUUCUUGCGGAUUCUUUUUCCAAAAAAAAGCAAAUAGUGUCAGUGUUAUUUGUUAGAUUAUUGCAACAGGAGAAAAUCUAUAUUAUCUUUGAGAAUGCAGGAUUUGAGAAAAGGAGGUUUCAUUCGAUUAUUAAGCACAAACUUUUAGUUAUUUGGAAUUAG
This is a messenger RNA of Ambispora leptoticha, 1665 nucleotides long. NCBI's taxonomy places the organism in Eukaryota, Fungi, Glomeromycota, Glomeromycetes, Archaeosporales, Ambisporaceae. The record is from the annotation of a GenBank genome assembly.